UUCAGUCUUCUUCUUCUUCAGUCCUUAUACUUCCUCUUUUUUUUUAUCUUCAAUUGCAAAUAUCCCGCGAUAUCAGCCGCGGGGACCGCCUCAAUGGAGUGUAUAUGAUGCUUGCUCCAGUCACGGAACCAGCCCGUGCAAAUCAGCUAGCGAAAUCAGCCACAGGGAUCCUUGAUACUGCACACGGCUGCCUGUACAUGCCGAUCCCUGAGGGGGAAACAAAAUCCAGCAGGUGGAAAGUAGGAUGGGCCUCUCGGAAUGGGAACACCCUCGUUGCCGAAGAGUUUCACUGAAUGCAUUCCACUUGUGUACAACACUUCGGAUAUGUACUGUGAAUGGGUGGACGAUUGAUUCUUUAUCUUCUUCUUUUCUUCUUUCUUCUUUUAUCCUUUUUUUGGAUCUUUCAAUUCUUUUCUAUACUUUUUCUUCUUUUUUGGUUUGCACAUGGUUUUCAAGCAAGAACACAAAAAGAUCGACUUCUCCUCAUCCGAGACUCUUUCUUCUCUUAUUUUUUUUUUGCAUAUGCUUUUGUACAUGGCUUCUUUUUUGGUUUUCGGUUUUUGCAUAUGGUACUUUAGAAGGGAUGCAUUUUGUUUUCGGAAUACCCCCCCUGGUCGAUGGUCCAGUCAUCGAACCCCCCCCAGGGAUGGGAUGGAUGGAUGGCCCUGUCCUAUCUGGGUCUUGUUUAUGAACAGUGGGCGUUUUAUGUAUACUUGCACUUACUGCAAGUCCUGUGAUGUUUUUUUUUUUUUUUCCUUUUUUCGGAAUGUUUCAUACCCCCCUGUGUCUGUUAGAGUUUUGCAAUCACUUUGCCUACAUGAGACAUCCAGUAAAAUCUACAUAAGCGUGUAGAAACUAGUUACAAUAUUAAGUAACU
Messenger RNA from Penicilliopsis zonata CBS 506.65, 877 nucleotides. RefSeq lists its product as hypothetical. NCBI's taxonomy places the organism in Eukaryota, Fungi, Ascomycota, Eurotiomycetes, Eurotiales, Aspergillaceae. Bases 245 to 691 code for a protein of 148 amino acids. The record is from RefSeq and is a predicted model, not a curated record. The transcript has a single exon.